AUGUCGACGCCGCCACCGCCGCCGUCGCCGUCCAACGUAGGGCACGGGGACGAGGAGGAGAGGCGUAAGGGAGCUGAGGAGGAGAGUCCGGGUAUGGCCACGAAGACGCUAAAGGCCGAGGCGGGUGAGGACGGCGGUGCCCUCAUCAACAUCAAGGUGCACAGCCUGACCGCGGAUGACGUCUUCUUCCGCAUCAAGUGCGACGUGAAGCUGCGGCGGCUCAUGGACAUGUACUACGGCAAGCACUCGCUCCACCCCAAGGCCGUCCUGUUCCUGGACCCUCAUGGCCGCUACAUCCGGCCCAACCAGACGCCCGACGAGGUCAGCCUCGAAGACGGCGACACGAUUGAUAUCAUGCUCACAUAG
Miscanthus lutarioriparius is the source of this 366-nucleotide messenger RNA. Lineage: Eukaryota; Viridiplantae; Streptophyta; Magnoliopsida; Poales; Poaceae. The record is from the annotation of a GenBank genome assembly.